CACGGACCAGGACAUGUAGUAGCUGCGAGAUGUCUCAUCAAUCUCGAUGCAGCCUACAUCGCAAUGCGGACGUGGCCCAAGCUAGCGGCCAAGUCCUUGCGACCACCGACCUUGAGCCAUGAAUGGAGCUUGGCGAACGUUGCGCGGCGCCUGGGCUCGGGGUCUGCUCCACCGGUUAAUUAUCCGGAUAAUCCACGAGAGCGCUCAUUUGGAAUUUGCGAUCGCAGCAAGCAGGAAGAGUCGAGCGCAUGGCGACCAAGGCGACGCAGACGCCGGCGCCGGGCAAUGAGGAUCCGUCGAUGGAGCCGACCGAGAUGCGCCUCGUCGUCGCUCGAGGACCGAAGCGGUCGCGGGGUCCCGCCACGGUGCCCCCCAAGGCGCCCACUGGCCGCAGCGCGCGCGUGCGAAAACCCACGACUACGUACACCCCCGUGAUUGAAGCCAAGAAGGUCGGGCGAGGUCGGCCGCCAGGGUCCAAGUCCGGGGCCGCGACCGCCAAGGAUCCGGUGAAGCGACUCUUGAACCGCGUCCGUGCCCGCCUCUCCCAGCUUCGAUACCACACGACGUACAUUGAAACGUACGAAGCCGAUGGGUGGCGCAAGCGAAGCACCGAGAAACUCAAGCCGAGCGGGGAGCUGGAGAAGACCCGACGCAAGCUGCGCUACGGCAAGCAGAUGCUCUUGGUCGACAUCCGAAGCUUCCAAGAGCACUAUGCAGCGCAUCGGCCGCUGCCGCGCGACGCCGGCGAGAUGAACGAGGAAGACAUUUUGUGCGCCAAAUGCCUCCUCUCGACAACAGCGCCGGACAAUGACAUAUUGAUCUGCGAGUCGCCGGGCUGCAACCGCGUGUACCACCAACAGUGCCUUGAACCGGUCUUGCUCACAAAGGACCUUCCGGCCGAAGACGUCGACUGGUACUGCCAUCUGUGUCGCGGGAUCUUCGAGGCCCUUCGGCUGACCAACUUGUCCUUUGGUACGGCGUGGAUGGCCGUCGAGGAGGUGUUUCCCGACCUUGAGGCGGAGACGACGGCCGCCGAGACAGACCUCAUUCCGUCCGACUCGGACGACGAAGACUUUACCGGCGUCGAUUCCAAGGACGAAGCGAGUGGUGAUGGCGAGUCUGGAGACGGCGGCUCGGAGGAGGCAAUGAGCGACAGUGAAAUCGCGUUCCACAAACAAGCGCUCGCCACGGUCGAACCCUCAAGCGGACCGCAGGCAACAAAAUCAGCCAAUGGGGACGACGCUGUUCUGGUCACUGGAAAGCGCAAGCGAUCGGUCGUCGACUACCAAGCCUUGCUCGCGCAGAUGCCCGCGGACGAUGACGACGACAACGAUGAGAACGAGUACGCGCCACCCGAUGAGAGCCUCUCGGACCACAGCAAUGCGAGCUCGUCCGACGAAGAAGACGAAGAAGACCUGGCGACCCUUAUCGUUGAAGGCAAACGGAAGCGAACACUAGUCGACUACCUUGCUCUCAACGGCCAGCUCUUUCCGAACGACGCGGCGGGGGACGAAGAAGGCGAUGUCGAGUACGCUCCGAGCAAGCUCGAAACGAUUGCCGAAUCGUCAGACGAAGACAUGGCUGCGGGCAACGACGACGAGUUGCCUCCCCAAGUGAAGGAGAAACGCAAGCCUGGCCGGCCACGAAAGCCCGUGGACCCCAACGCACCACCGCGCAAGCGCGGGCGUCCACCGACCAAGCACCUCAAACUGGCGGCAGCCGCUGGAACGAUCUCGUCGUCCACAUCUGCUGCCAACACGGAGACUGCACCACUUCUCAAGCGCGAGCAUCCGACGGGCGAGGCUGAACAAGGCCCGCCUUUGAAACGCAACUCAUCGCCGCAUGUCGAAGGGACGGCAGCGAGUAGCCCUGGCGACUCCUCGAUGUCACUACCGAUCUCGCUAGCGCCGUCAACAGGACCCGCGGCACUAGGAAAGCGACAACGGACGCCCGUAGACUAUGUCGCUCUGAACGGCGCGAGUCCGUAGUAGCAAGGCCUUGGUAGCAGGUAGCCGAGUCAAUUUACUUUUAUCGUCUAGUACAUGGGGAAGGCUGGGUCGACGCGUGCUGCCCACGCGUCGAGGCCGCCUUCAAUGUGCCACACGCG
Saprolegnia diclina VS20 is the source of this 2107-nucleotide messenger RNA. RefSeq lists its product as hypothetical. Gene Ontology annotation, biological process: chromatin organization; regulation of DNA-templated transcription. Gene Ontology annotation, cellular component: nucleus. NCBI's taxonomy places the organism in Eukaryota, Oomycota, Saprolegniomycetes, Saprolegniales, Saprolegniaceae. Gene Ontology annotation, molecular function: DNA binding; chromatin binding. The record is from RefSeq and is a predicted model, not a curated record. The transcript has 6 exons. Bases 249 to 1988 code for a protein of 579 amino acids.